UUUUAAGACGAAAAUAAGUCGUUUUCAUCGUCGACGAUCCUGAAGUUAGUGGUCGUCAACCGGCACAGAGAAUGUAAGACGAGGAUGUUUCUCGUCAACAAUAAACAUCAGCAUAGUCAGAAUGGGCGGCGUUGCGAAGGAUGCCCAGGUAAACGACCGCUCUGUAAGCGGAUGGACAAAAUCAGAGAUCGGUUGGAGCACCGGAGAGGAGGAGC
Amoebophrya sp. A25 is the source of this 215-nucleotide messenger RNA. Lineage: Eukaryota; Dinophyceae; Syndiniales; Amoebophryaceae. The record is from the annotation of a GenBank genome assembly.